Molecule: messenger RNA, 2025 nt
Organism: Rhagoletis pomonella (apple maggot)
Lineage: Eukaryota; Metazoa; Arthropoda; Insecta; Diptera; Tephritidae
Product: zinc finger protein 626-like
Exons: 3
Biological process (GO): regulation of transcription by RNA polymerase II
Cellular component (GO): nucleus
Molecular function (GO): DNA-binding transcription factor activity; RNA polymerase II cis-regulatory region sequence-specific DNA binding; zinc ion binding
Source: RefSeq, a predicted model, not a curated record
CUUGACUAAUUACAGCUUAAGACUGUAGGCCGCUCCGUUUGUGUAACAACAUCAAGACGUGAUCAAGACGCACACCACAGGUUGGAGGAGAAGCUCGGCCAGACACUUAGCAUAAGUGUAAGCGUCAGUUUAGUUGGGCUCGCUUGAAAUAUGUACAUGAAGUUCUAUGGAGUUGCACACACUACACCAACUUAAUCGCUCCGACUACUUAGUUGUGGUGGAAUGAAAAGACUAGCGAGAACCCCAUCCAAAAAUCAUCUAACAUAUUAAUGCUCCAGUGAUUGUGUGAUCUGUCGUCAUUCGUUCAUCGCAUCUACGUACAUAAAUACAUAUGUGUAUACAUUUAUACCAAAUCCACUUGGCUAAAACUUCGCUAUCCUGGCUACAAGGAUAAAUUGAUACGAGACAUAAAACUAGAUUAAGAAGUUUUUGUUUGUCUGUAUAGGAGUUAGCCAAGAACCACAGUAUUAGCCAAACUUUUUUGUCAAUCACCGUGGUAAACUACAUUAAACGGCUUCUAAAGCAAACAAAUUUAAAUGAAUGGCGAAUAAUUUUAAAAUGGCAAUGACCCCAGUCCAGAAUGAUAUUUGGAAACUUUGGUGUCGCCUCUGUGCCAAGGAGGAUGCAAGAAAUAUCAACUUUUUCCAAGAAACUAAUGGGGCAGCGGCAGAUACAAUCUCCAAUUAUAGCAAUAUUGUUGAUUUUAUUGGGAGGUUUUUUCGGAUUCAAAUUGAAGAGGACCACGACCCACCCCAUUGGCUUUGUAAGGAAUGUUUUUCCUUAGUUUCAAACUUGAUUUACUUCGCGGAUCGUGUACAAAGGGUGCAAAAUAUGUUCAAAGACAUAAGAAAUAUAAGCUACAAUCAAAUACUAAACUUUCGAGAAAUCCGCGAAAAAUAUAACUUACUGGGCAAUGAGCUAUCUAUGUUAAAGUCUUUGGAUGCAAGACCCACAGUUGAAAACAUAUUUGUUACCCCUGAAAUAAGGGUCCAAAAAACCUGGGAUAAUGUUACGAACAAUGAAGUAAUAUCGGAUGAAGUGAAAAGUGGCGUACUUUUGGAUGAAGGCGAAGGUAAAAGCGAAUUCGAGGAUCCUAUUGCUGAAUUGAGUGAAAGUUUUUGCAUUGAUAUAGAAGAUCAUGAUUCUAGUAAUAACACCAGUGGAAAUAAAGAGGUAGACAAAGUCGAAACAAAGAUUAACCAACAGUUCUCAAUAAAAUGUGGUUUUAAAAGGCAUGAUAAAAACCUGAAAACGAGGUUGUGCAAAUCUGAGGGGAAAUCGAUGCAGCACAAAUACUUCUGUAGCGACUGCUCAAUGCACUUUCAUCGAAUUGGAAAUUACAAAAUACAUAUGAGGAAAAAACAUGAAAUGGUCGACGAAUUGGUUCCAUUCACAUGCCCUCAAUGUCCUAGGACUUUCAAAACAAGUUCGAAGCUUGCUCGCCACAUUAAAACUCAUCGACCUAUUUCCGAAAAGCGUAUCUUUCCGUGUCCACAAUGUGAUCGAAAGUUCGUAACAAAGGAUUAUGUAUUCCGACAUAUACAAUUUGUACAUGAGGAUAUACGCCCAUUUAUUUGUGAGGAAUGUGGAGAAGGUACACGCACAGAAGCAACUCUACGAGACCAUAUGCUUAUACACACGGACGUUGCACCUUUUGAAUGUGAAAUAUGUAAAAAGGCGUUUAAAAAUCAGUCCCGUCUGAAGAAUCACAUGGAUAUACAUAGUUCCAAUAAACACGUCUGCACCGAAUGCGGCUUACAACUGAACUCACGGGAAACUUUAAAUCGUCAUAUGCUCGUACAUUCCGAUGUUAGGGGUCAUAAGUGCGAUUAUUGCGGUCGCGCGUUCAAACGAGCAAAAACGCUGAAAACUCAUUUAAUACUCCAUAGUGGCCUUAAGCCAUAUUCUUGUGACUUUUGUGAUAAAACAUUUGCCACUGGGCCAAAUUGCCGCACUCACAAGAGGAAAUCACAUCCGGAGGAAUUUGCGGCAACAGAGACUUCUGGAGAGAAAACUUACACGAAA